UGCCGCCGGAGGUUGACAGGUCUAGGCAGGGAGGCGGCGGCGGCAGAGCCGGACGCCCGAGACGGAGACCCCAUGGGGAACGCUCCGAGUCACAGCAGCGAAGACGAAGCGGCCGCCGCCGGGGGCGAGGGCUGGGGCCCGCACCGGGACUGGGCCGCAGACUCGGGCGCGACCCCCGGCCCGGGCCCCGCGGCGCCCGGGCUGCCGCCCGCCGCGGCACUGCUGGAGCCGGCCCGGCUGCGGGAGGCGGCGGCGGCGUUGCGGCCCACGCCGCCCUGCGAGUCCCUGGUGUCCAGGCACCACGGCGCGCUGCUGCGCUGGCUGGAGGAGCGGCUGGGCCGCGGCGAAGAGUCCGUCACCUUGGAGCAGUUCCGGGAGCUGCUGGAGGCUCGUGGCGCCGGCUGCUCGGGCGAGCAGUUCGAGGAGGCCUUUGCCCAGUUUGAUGCCGAGGGCGAUGGUACAGUCGAUGCUGAGAACAUGCUGGAGGCCCUCAAGAAUUCCAGCGGAGCUAAUCUCCAGGGGGAGCUAAGCCACAUCAUCAGGCAGCUGCAGGCCUGUUCUCUUGUCCCGGGUUUCAUAGACAUAUUUUCAGAGUCCAAGGAGGGCCUGGGUGUUCACGCGUCCCUGAUCCUGCGUUUCCUGCACCGCAAUCGGCUCUCUGGCAUGUCCGUCCCCUGCCCCAUGUUGGACCACUGCAAUAACAUGUGCUCUAUGCGGGCCUCGGUUCUGAAGGAGUCCCUGGACCAGCUGGCACAGAAGGAGAGGGAAAGCCCUGGUGAUCUCGCUAGGAGCCCAGAGAUGGAUAGACUCAAGUCGGUGGCAAAAUGCUAUGCUUACAUAGAGACGUCCUCCAACCCCGCGGACAUCGACAAGAUGACAAAUGGGGACACGUCGUCGUACUGGCAGUCGGAUGGCAGCGCCCGCUCACACUGGAUCCGCUUAAAAAUGAAGCCAGACGUUGUGCUUAGGCACCUGUCCAUCGCAGUGGCUGCCACUGACCAGAGCUACAUGCCGCAGCAGGUGACCGUGGCCGUGGGGAGAAGUGCCGGCGAACUUCAGGACGUCCGCGACGUGCACAUUCCCAGCAACGUCACCGGCUACGUGACGCUACUGGACAACGCCAACAUCAGCCAGCUCUAUGUCCAGAUUAACAUAAAACGUUGUCUUAGCGAUGGAUGUGACACUAGAAUUCAUGGUCUGAGGGCUGUUGGCUUUCAGCGAGUUAAGAAGUCUGGGGUCUCAGUGUCAGAUGCUUCUGCGAUCUGGUACUGGUCUCUGCUGACAUCUCUGGUGACGGCGUCCAUGGAGACAAAUCCCGCCUUCGUCCAGACAGUGCUGCACAACACUCAGAAAGCGCUGCAGCACAUGCCUCCACUGUCCCUUUCCCCAGGAUCUACGGACUUCUCGACCUUCCUGUCUCCCAACGUGCUUGAAGAAGUGGACAGCUUCCUCAUGAGGAUAACCAGCUGCCGUUCGAGUCCAGAGGUGGAGCUGACUCUCCUGGCUUUUGCACUAGCACGAGGAAGUGUUGCCAAGGUGCUGAGCUCUCUGUGUGCCAUCACUGACCACCUCGACACGCGCUAUGAUGCCUCGUCCCUCAUCUCCUCCAUGGCAUCGGUCAGGCAGAACCUGCUCCUCAAAUACGGGAAACCUCUCCAGUUGACCCUUCAGGCCUGUGAUGUCAAAGGGAAGGAAGAGAAAUCAGGGCCUGAAAACCUCCUCGUCGAGCCGUGGACUAGAGAUGGGUUUCUUACAGAAACUGGAAAAACCAGAGCAAGUACCAUUUUUUCUACAGGAGCUGAAUCUGCCUUCCAAGUCACACAGAUCAGAGUUAUGGUUCGACGUGGUGGCAUCGGUGCCCAGUGCGGGUUGGUGUUUGCCUAUAACUCAUCUUCUGAGAAAUUUCAUGCGGAAGAACACUUCAAAAGGUUUGAAAAAUAUGACCAAUGGAAGCUCCAGGAAUUCAGGCAAUUUGUAAAAAGCAGGGCCGGUUGCUCGCCUGAUGACCUUGGAGAGGAAGACCCUGUUGGCUGGUUUGAGCUUGAAGAGGAGUGGGAUGAAGCGGAUGUGAAGUUGCAGCAGUGCAGAGUUGCCAAAUAUCUGAUGGUGAAGUUCCUCUGCACCCGCCAGGAGUCGGCAGAGCGCUUGGGCGUGCAGGGCCUCAGCGUCAGCGGGCACCUCCGGCCGGCGCGGACGGGGGCAGAACAGCUCGUCGUCUGCUCCCGCUGCAGAAAGGACACAGAGGACGGCGUCUGUGGGGCCACACUGCUUCUCAGGACCCUUCAAUUCAUUCAGCAGCUCGCCCAUGACCUGGUGCAGCAGAAGGAAAGUGGCUUAAAAUAUAAACCUUUCCUGGACUUCGCGGGUCUUGAUUUGCAGAUCUUCUGGAAUUUUUACAGUAAAUUAAAGCAAAACCCGAGGGAAGAGUGCGUCUGUGCCCAAACCUUGCUUCUGCGCCUCCUGCAGAGCUGUUUCUCCGAGCUGCAGAGCGACGGGCCGGCCGCCGCUCAGGACGCAAAGGCUCCCCGGCAGAGCCCUGGAGCGGCGGGGGCCGCCACGGAGCUCCACGCGCACUUGUGUGACGUGGUGGAUAGGCUGGAUGGAGACUCUGUGCCCAUGGAAACGUUAAAACAAGAAGUCAGGAACACUCUUCUCACCGGGGCCGCCGUCUUCUUUCCUGAUCGACAGACCCGGCGGAGCCACCUCUUUGCCAUGAUGAAGAAUGUCACCGAGCAGGAGCACAAGCAGUCUCUGCAGCUCACCUUCCAGUCACUCUGCACAUAUUUUAGUGAUAAGGAUCCAGGUGGCCUUCUCCUCUUGCCCGAGAAAGGGGACGUGGCUGACACGAACAGCAGCGAAGUGCUGGCGGUCAUGAGCAUCCUCCUGUCCGUCGCCGCUCGAGAGUGCGAGCUGUUGGUGCUCAGUGGGACCCACGGGGAGGCUGGCUCUGUGCUCUUCUCCCUGUUCUGGGCCGUCCAAGGCAGUCUGCUGUCCUGGUGCCACCUGCAGCUGAGGAGCACGGACUCUGCAGCCCGAGAGCUCGCCGCGGACCUUCUCGACCAGUAUGUGGGACAGUUUCUGGCAAGCUUGAGAGUGAUUUUGGAAUCCCUUUUGUCACAGUAUACUGGAAAAACCCUUGUAGAAAAACUAUGUAAUUCGGUGUUUUCGAUGGCAGCUCGUCAACUGGUCAUCUUUCUCCUGGACUUCUGUACUCUGGACAUUUCACACUGCGCACUCCUGAGAGAGUUCAGCACGCUUCCGGAACUGUUGAAGCAGCUGUGCAGUGACCCCGAAGGAGGACCGAAUACGCUCGAUGUGGACACUUGGCCGCAGGAGCACCCUGUGGUGCUGCACACGUGGACAAAGGAGUCUGCACACAACUAUGGGAACAACUGCCAUGAGGUGUCCGUCUUCGUGAGCCCGGGCGCUACCUGCUUUGAGGUGGAAUUUGAUGAGCGGUGUGAGACCGAGAAGCGGUACGACUAUCUGGAAUUUACCGACGCUAGAGGUGGAAAAACACGCUAUGACACCAAAGUUGGCACUGACAAGUGGCCCAAGAAAGUGACCUUUAAGGCUGGCCCACGGCUCCAGUUCCUCUUUCACUCUGACAGCAGUAACAAUGAAUGGGGCUACAAGUUCACGGUCACGGCUUACGGCCUGCCUGAUGUGGCCGUGUCGUGGGCAUCGGAUUUACAGCUGCUUGUUUCCCGGCUGCUGGGACGCCUCGCUGCCCAGUGCAUGGCGCUCAAGUCCACGCACCAGUUAGGGGGCGACGUGGCCGUGCCCCCGGCCAAAGUGGCGGCGGUCCUGAACUCCCCGCUGUGGAAACCGGUCUUCCGGCAUCAGCUGCGCCUGGAGCUGGGAUUUGCAGCGCGCUGGCCCACUCACCCGCACCAGGAUGGGGAGGAGGUUACGUGCGUCUCCGAGGACCCCUGCUGCCGUCUUCUUCUUGAGUUUGCACAGGCAGACGCUGCCCCGAGCUCCUAUGGGCCACUGUCAGAACUGUGCAAGGGACUCACACAGGCAUGUAGAAAACAGGCCCCAAAGACAGAUAGAGUUGCUGGUUCCACUAUUGAUCAAGCUGUGAACGCCACCUUUGCUGCUCUGGUGUGUCGUACUCCAGACUUAUAUGAGAAGCUGCAGAAAUAUGUACAAAGUGGGGGCCACACAGCCCUGAGCGAGGAGUUUGCACAGGUGUACUGCCUGGCGGAUGGGAUUCGAAUAUGGAUGCUAGAGAUGAAGCAGAAGUCCCUGAUGAGCCUGGGGAGUGAGGUGGAAGGAAGGCACAGGUCAGAGGCUGCCGAGCUGAACCCCGAGAUCCUGGCAAGAGAGUGUAUUCAGAAGAGUCUCCUGUUACUAAGAUUUUUGCCUGUGGGAGUGAGUUCAGAAGAAAGCUGUGCCAAGUUGGUGGCCACAGAUGACGUGGAUCACCUGCAGCCACGUGACAGGCGCCCGAGGACGAGCUCUGUGGUAGAGGAGCAUUUCCAGGCCUCACCGUCUCCCCUGGAAGCGGCCACACCUGCCGCGAGGGACGGGGCUCCCGGCUCGGAUGCGCAGCCGCUCCCGCCCCCUGGCAGCGGCCCUUCUGCCUCAGAGGUGCCACCUGCCGCCGCCGCCGAAGAGCCCUCAUCACCUUCCGCUCCCACCCGGCGGCCUCCCUUCACCCGAGGGCGACUCCGGCUGCUCUCCUUCCGGUCCGUGGAGGAGGCCAGACCGGCGCCCACGGUGAAAGAGAAAUACCCGCUGCUGAAGGAUCUCCUGGACUUCAUCAAGGACCAGUCCCUCUCCCACGAGAGUGUUGUGAAGGUUCUCUCCUGGAGGAGAGCGCAGGCGCAGAGCGUGCUCGAGGCCCUGAGGAUCACUCAGUACUGCGCAGAGUCCCUCGGGCAGCCUCACUGCUUCCAGCCGCCGUGCAUACUCUUCCUGCUGGAGCUCCUGAGCUGCCAGAAGGAGUUUACCAACUAUUUUGGACACUUGGAGGGCUGCGGUGCAGAUUUGCACAAAGAGAUCCGAGACACUUACUACCAGUUUGUCCUAUUUUUGGUCAAAGCAGUUAAAGGAUUUAGCAGCAUAAAUGACAGGUCCCUGCUGCCGGCCUUGUCCUGUGUGCAGACAGCCCUGCUUCACCUUCUGGACAUGGGCUGGGAACCCGGCGACCUCGCUUUCUUUGCCGACAUUCAGCUACCCGAUCUCCUCAUGAAAAUGUCACAAGAGAAUAUCAGUGUCCAUGACAGUGCGAUCAGCCAGUGGAGUGAAGAAGAUGAGCUUGCUGAUGCCAAGCAGAACUCAGAAUGGAUGGAUGAGUGUCGGGAUGGCAUGUUUGAGGCCUGGUAUGAAAAAAUAGCCCAGGAAGACCCAGAGAAGCAGAGGAAAAUGCACAUGUUCAUCGCCCGCUACUCUGACCUGCUGCACGUGGACAUCUCCUGCGACGGCUGUGAUGAGAUCGCGCCCUGGCACCGCUACCGGUGUCUGCAGUGCAGCGACAUGGAUCUCUGCACAACCUGCUUCCUAGGUGGGGUGAAGCCCGAGGGCCACGGAGAUGACCACGAGAUGGUCAGCAUGGAGUUUACCUGUGACCAGUGCCAGGGUUUGAUCAUCGGCCGAAGGAUGAACUGCAACGUGUGUGAUGACUUUGAUCUUUGCUACGGGUGCUACAUGGCCAAGAAAUACUCCUAUGGCCAUUUGCCCACCCACAGUGUCACGGCCCAUCCGAUGGUGACCAUCCGGAUCAGCGACCGGCAGAGGCUCAUCCAGCCUUACAUCCACAACUAUGCCUGGCUGCUCUUCGCCGCCCUGGCUCUCUACAGCACCCACCUGGCCAGCGCAGAGGACGUGGGCGGUGAGAGGCCGGAUGCCCGGGCCCGCAGCAGCGCCGCCGCCCUGCGCAGCCAGUGCAUGCAGCUUGUGGGGGACUGUCUGAUGAAGGCUCACCAGGGAAAAGGUCUGAAAGCCCUGGCUCUUCUUGGGGUACUGCCAGAUGGAGACGCGAGGCCGGAAAGUCAGGCCCCGCCCGCCGCUGUGCCCACUCGCACACCAGAGGAGGAGACAGCGAUCCGGGUUGCUGAGGACGCGUCACAUACAGGCCCUUCUGUGCACGGCAGCGGUAAGAGAGAUGGUCACAAGAAGGUCAGACCCCUCGACUGCAAACAGAGGAGUGAGGCAGACGAAGGUGCAUCAAUAGUGAAGGGUCCUUCAUGCCAGACUCAGGCUUCAGACUCGCCUGCAGAUGGUAGCACACCCGGAGGGCUUCCAGAUGCCGACAGUUCAGUCAUGCCAUCUCAGAAGCCCCGCGAGGAGAAGGCAGUUACUCCCAGCCCCGAGCAGGUGUUUGCUGAGUGUUCCCAGAAGAGGAUUUUGGGAUUACUGGCAGCUAUGUUACCUCCCUUAAAGUUGGGCCCCGCCGUCCCUGUGGUAGACCUGGAGCGCGCCCUCCCACUCAUGUUUCAGGUCGUCCUCGCGAACGCGGGCCACCUGAACGAAACCUACCACCUCACGCUGGGCCUUCUCGGCCAGUUAGUCUCCCGCCUCUGGCCAGCAGAGGUGGACGCCGCGGUGGUGAAGGUCCUCUCCGCCAAGCACACCUUGUUCGCAGCAGGGGACAGUCCCGUCGUGCCAGAUGGCUGGAAGACCACCCACCUGCUCGUCAGCCUGGGAGCCGUGUGUCUGGACAGCCGCGUAGGUUUGGACUGGGCCUGCUCCAUGGCGGAGAUCCUGCGGUCCCUCAACAGCGCCCCCCUGUGGCGUGACGUCAUCGCCACGUUCACGGACCACUGCAUCAAGCAGCUGCCUUUCCAGCUGAAGCACACCAACAUCUUCACCCUGCUCGUGCUGGUCGGCUUCCCCCAGGUCCUCUGUGUGGGGACCCGGUGUGUAUAUGUGGAUAAUGCCAAUGAACCACAUAAUGUGAUCAUCUUGAAGCACUUUACUGAGAAGAACAGGGCUGUGGUCGUCGAUGUCAAAACCCGGAAAAGGAAAACAGUGAAGGACUACCAGCUGUCCCAGAAAGGUCCGGAGUGCAGCACGUCUCAGGCCCGGCUCAGCCAGUACUCCCAGCACUUCGCCUUUAUCGCCAGUCACCUCCUGCAGACCAGCAUGGAGAGCCACUGUCCUGAGGCGGUGGAGGCAACCUGGGUCCUGUCCCUGGCCCUCAAAGGAUUAUAUAAAACCCUGAAGGCUCACGGUUUUGAAGAGACCCACGAGACCUUUCUUCAGACGGAUUUGCUGAAGCUGCUGGUGAAAAAGUGCAGCAAAGGGACUGGUUUUAGUAAAACGUGGCUCCUCCGGGAUCUAGAGAUUUUGUCCAUCAUGCUCUACUCCUCAAAGAAGGAGAUCCAGACCUCGGCCGAGCACACAACCCUGGAGCCAGAUGAGCGAGGGGAUCAAGGGGAGGAGGCGGAAGGCAUGGUCAGCAGCCCUGGCGAGCCGGAGCAGAGGAAGCUAGAUCCUCUGGAAAGCCUGGAUGAGCCCACCAGAAUAUGUUUCUUGAUGGCACACGAUGCCCUCAAUGCCCCUCUGCACAUUCUGAGGGCCAUAUUUGAGCUGCAGAUGAAGAGGACCGAUUCUUUCUUCCUGGAGGUUCAGAAGAGGUUUGAUGGGGAUGAGCUUACCACGGACGAAAGAAUCCGGACCCUGGCUCAGAGGUGGCAGCCCAGUAGGAGCCUGAGGCUGGAGGAGCAGAGCGCCAAGGCCGUGGACACAGACAUGAUUAUCUUACCGUGUCUGUCCCGGCCCGCACGCUGUGACCAGGCCACUGCGGAGUCCAACCCCGUGACCCAGAAGCUGAUCUCCAGCACGGAGAGCGAACUGCAGCAGAGCUAAGCCCAGCAGCGCCGGAGCAAGAGCGCCGCCCUCCUGCACAAGGAGCUGAGCUGCAAGAGCAAGAGGGCCAUCCGCGAGUACCUCUUCCGCGUGAACGAGGCCACGGCCGUCCUGUAUGCCCGCCACGUGCUGGCGUCCUUGCUCGCUGAGUGGCCCGAGCACGUGCCCGUGAGCGAGGACAUCCUGGAGCUGAGCGGCCCGGCCCAUAUGACCUACAUUUUGGAUAUGUUCAUGCAGCUGGAAGAAAAGCAUCAGUGGGAGAAGAUCCUGCGCAAGGUGCUCCAGGGCUGCCGAGGGAGCAUGCUGGGGACCAUGGCCCUGGCCGCCUGCCAGUUCAUGGAGGAGCCUGGGAUGGAGGUGCAAGUGAGGGAGUCCAAACACCCGUACAACAAUAACACGAACUUUGAGGAUAAAGUCCACAUCCCUGGUGCAAUCUACCUCUCCGUCAAAUUCGACGCGCAGUGCAGCACAGAGGAGGGCUGCGACGAGCUCGCCAUGUCCAGCAGCAGUGACUUCCAGCAGGAUCGACACACUUUCAGUGGGUCUCAGCAGAAAUGGAAGGAUUUUGAGCUUCCAGGAGACACCCUGUAUUACCGCUUCACUUCCGACAUGAGCAACACUGAAUGGGGCUAUAAAUUCACCGUGACGGCUGGACACCUCGGGCGAUUCCAGACAGGGUUCGAGAUUUUGAAGCAGAUGUUGUCAGAAGAAAGAGUUGUGCCCCACCUCCCACUGUCCCAGAUCUGGGAAUGGCUGGUGGGUGUGGCUUGUCGCCAGACCGGCCAUCAGCGGUUAAAAGCCAUCCACCUGCUUCUGAGGAUUGUCCGCUGCUGCACCCACAGCGACCUCUGUGACCUCGCGCUGCUGAAGCCCCUGUGGCAGCUGUUCACCCAGAUGGAGUACAGCCUGUUGGAGGACGUGACACAGCCUGGCAUCCUCCUCCCCCUGCACCGCGCCCUCACCGAGCUCUUCUUCGUCACUGAGAACCGCGCCGAGGAGCUGGGGCUGCUGCGGGAGUACCUGCUGGCCUUAACCACCGAUGACUACCUUCUCCGCUGUGCGGCGCAGGCUCUACAGAACAUUGCUGCUAUCAGCCUGGCCAUCAACUACCCAAACAAGGCAACUCGCCUCUGGAAUGUCAAGUGUUAACCCUUGGUAUGGUGUGCAUGGAACUAGCUAAUCUGUCCCCACGGGUUUUAGAGCAGACAUCUAAACUCAUUCAGGGAAAUGCCCGUGCUGUCAGUGUCCGGCUCCCCUUGAGCUCUCCCUUCCUCGCCAGGUAGAAUGCCAAUAGCCACGCCUCCAAGAACUUGCCACGUCACAAGCUAGACGCCUGCACACCCCAUAGCAUGUGAGAAUGAGCUGUCACUCAGAAUUACUCAGGAGGGCAGGCGGGGGCCCUUGAGAAGGUUGUUCAGAGAGCAGCCUGGAAAGGGUUCCGUCUCCGUUGAGCCGGAGCCAUCUGGGGAAGGUGGCGUUCGCCCAGAGCCGUCUCCCUCAGCAAGACCUCCAGCAGCGGCGGCCUGGCCUGGGUGCUCUCCUUUUGCUCUUGCUUCUUGAGACUGGGCAGCCCAAACCAAAGCUGAUGAGCGCCCAUCCCGGCCACCACCUGGUCCCCAAGCCUUCACGCAGCUGCCCCGCAGAAGUCGUCGGUGAGAAAAGUGCCCUUGGAAACGGCCAGCAGGCCGCCCGUGCGCAUCACUCGUGCACCGGCUCCCAGCACGUCUGCGUCGAGUUGUUUUAACCUAUUCCAGUUUCCACCUCGUGUUUUUAGAGCAGAACCACAUGACUCCCUUGCAAGGCCUCAGGAGGGGCCAGCGCGACAGCCAUGCAGGGGACACGCUGUUUGU
This is a messenger RNA of Hyaena hyaena (striped hyena), 9668 nucleotides long. It is a transcript of the gene ZZEF1, whose product is annotated as zinc finger ZZ-type and EF-hand domain containing 1. The record is from RefSeq and is a predicted model, not a curated record. NCBI's taxonomy places the organism in Eukaryota, Metazoa, Chordata, Mammalia, Carnivora, Hyaenidae. Gene Ontology annotation, cellular component: postsynapse. The coding region runs from base 73 to 7818 and encodes 2581 amino acids. Gene Ontology annotation, molecular function: ubiquitin-like protein ligase activity; zinc ion binding; calcium ion binding. Gene Ontology annotation, biological process: protein ubiquitination; regulation of synaptic plasticity. The transcript has 55 exons.